CAGAGCGAGGCGGUGAGCGGAGCUGGUCGCGUGAGGUGCGGCGGCUUCUUUUCAGGUGGAACUGGUAGCGGAGGCCCCGGGCCCGAGAGCAAAAGAGCCAGAGCGACCCCUCUGAGCUUUGAGCGCGGUCAUCAUGGAUCGUCCCGAUGAGGGGCCUCCGGCCAAGACCCGCCGCCUAAGCAGCUCUGAGACCCCUCAGCGCGAUCCACCACCUCCGCCACCUCCGCCGCUCUUGCGUCUGCCCCUGCCGCCACCCCAGCAGCGCCCGAGGCUCCGAGAGGAAACCGAGGCUGCACAGGUGCUGGCUGACAUGAGGGGGGUGGGACUGGGCCUCACGCUGCCCCCACCUCCACCCUAUGUCAUUCUCGAGGAGGGGGGGAUCCGUGCGUACUUCACCCUGGGUUCUGGGGGACCCGGCUGGGAUCCUACCAUCGAUUCAGGGUACGGGGAACUACCCCCACCCGCAGGAAGCCUGGAAACACUCCCUGCUUCCGAAGCCAGUGGGGGUAGCCUGGAAAUUGACUUUCAGGUUGCGGAGCCCAGUGGUCUUGCUGUAGAGAAGGCCCUAGAAACCUGUAGCUCAGGGGGAUGGGAGCCCCAGGUGUUAGUCGGUCCAAAGAGGAAGGAAGAGGCUGUCAUUUUAGUCGAGGAUGAGGAUGAGGAUGAGAAAGAAAGUGGGAGGAGGCGGAGGAGGCGGAGGAGGAGGAAGCAGAGGAAGGGGAAGAAGGAAAGCAAAGAGAGGAAUGCCCAGAGGAUAGAAAGCAUCCUGGAGGCUCUGGAGAGCAUUCAAAUGGACCUGGAGGCUGUGAACAUCAAGGCUGGAAAGGCCUUCCUGCGUCUCAAGCGUAAGUUCAUCCAGAUGCGAAGACCUUUUCUGGAGCGCAGAGACGUCAUCAUCCAGCAUAUCCCGGGCUUCUGGGUCAAAGCAUUCCUCAACCACCCCAGAAUUUCAAUCUUGAUCAACCAACGUGAUGAAGACAUUUUCCGCUACUUGACCAAUCUCCAGGUACAGGAUCUCAGACAUAUCUCGAUGGGCUACAAAAUGAAGCUGUAUUUCCAGACAAACCCCUACUUUACAAACAUGGUUAUUGUCAAGGAAUUCCAACGCAACCGCUCUGGCCGACUGGUGUCUCACUCAACCCCAAUCCGCUGGCACCGUGGCCAGGAACCCCAGGCCCACAAUCGCCGGAACCAGGAUACCAGUGACAGCUUCUUCAACUGGUUUUCAAACCACAGCCUCCCAGAGGCUGACAGGAUUGCUGAGAUUAUCAAGAAUGACCUGUGGGUUAACCCUCUACGUUACUACAUGAGAGAACGUGGCUGUAGGACAAACAGAAAGAAGCGAGAAGACAAGGAGAGGAGCAAUAAGGAGCAAUAUGAAAUGGUGAUCAUGGAAGAUGACCAUGAGUAUUACGGAAUGGAACACAUUCUCAGUGAGAUUUCAGACAUCGACGAGACCGACAACGAACCCAUCCACAACAUCAAGAUCUCUGACUUCAUGGAGACCACUGACUACUUCGAGACCACUGACAAUGAGAUAACUGACAUCAACGAGAGCCUGUAUGACAGUGAGAACCUACACCACCAUGAGAACCCCAACGAGACCACUGACAACAAUGAGAGUGCUGAUGAGAGUCCUGAUGACAACAGCGAGAACCAGGAAGAAAACAACACGUAUGAUAAUGGGAACCUCACCUAUGAGAAUAUUUACGGUGACAAGAAGAACCUGGAAAGUGGCCACCAAAGCAGCACUAGCACCAACCAAGACAGCAGUGAUAGUGACAAUGGAGAUGAGCGCAGUGAUGAAGACGAUGACGGCAAUGAAGGUGACAAUGAAGGCAGUGAUGAUGAUGAUAGAGACAUUGAAUACUACAAGAAUCACUUUGAAGUCUUUGACAAGGAUCUGGAAAACAGCAUCAACCAAGGCAUUUAUGAGGAUGAAAUAGAGAUCAUCUCUGAUGAAUCAGAGGAGGAAGAGGGCAGUGUAGAAGGUAGUGAACCAGACAGCUAUGAGGAGGAAGGAAGGGAAGUGGAUUCAGAAGAUUCUGAUAUUGAGGAGGUGCUCCAGGUCCCCAACGAUUGGGACGACCCGGAGAAGUGGGGGAAAAACGACUAAACACCUUACCCUUUGGAGGACCAGUCUGUACCUCCUGUCUCCUGCCCUAUUUGCCCUCCCCCUCAGCUAGGGCCACGCGGCCCCACAUUGCACUUCUGGGGGGGUGACCGACUUCGUACACGGGUUUAAAGUUUAUUUUUAUGGUUUAAUAAUUGCAGAGUUCUUAUUUUGGGAUGGAGGGAGGGAAAGGAGAAUUCCUCCUUUUUUGACCCUCCUUCCCUGCAGGCUUCUGUGUGCUGCUAAAUGUAUUUAUUGUGAUGCCUUGGUCAGGGCCCCUCUAGCCCCUUUCUCCUUGUCAGUGUUAGCCCCAACCCCUCUCCCUGUGCUGUGUGACGUGGACACCCUGAUGCCGAAGCCAGGAGGACAGUUGUGGCCUUGACCGCAGCCGUACCGUGGCUUUGCUGCCACCCUGUUCUCCCAAGUCUCUUUCUCCCUUGAACCCCUUUCUCGCCAUGCCCACUAGCCCGCCUCGGUGUCUAUGCAAGGCCGCUUUGCCAUUGCGGUAUUCCUCCCCCCUCCCCCCAGAAGUCCCGCCUCUUUCCUUGUGAACCCUAAUAAAAUUUA
Messenger RNA from Dipodomys ordii (Ord's kangaroo rat), 2680 nucleotides. RefSeq names its product TSPY-like 2 (gene Tspyl2). Lineage: Eukaryota; Metazoa; Chordata; Mammalia; Rodentia; Heteromyidae. The record is from RefSeq and is a predicted model, not a curated record. Bases 134 to 2116 code for a protein of 660 amino acids. Gene Ontology annotation, molecular function: histone binding; chromatin binding. Gene Ontology annotation, biological process: nucleosome assembly. The transcript has 7 exons. Gene Ontology annotation, cellular component: nucleus; chromatin.